AUGGCUAACUUAAUAGACAUAAGACUGGUUACCCAGCUUGGCAAUGCCAAAUUCCCAGAGUAUGUGCAACAGUCCCAUUCCAAGUUGCACAACGUCAUCUGGAGAACACCGCUUCAAAACAUAUACGUAGUAAAAAAACCAUGGAAUUACCACGUCCGUGAUGCAAUGGUACAGUUCAUUGACCACAUCCACCACCAUUACCCAGCAGUAAACGUCAUAGUCAACGAAGACGUAGCAGACGAGUUGGUCCACGAGUUCAGUUCGGGGGGUUGCAACGACUUGGAUAAAUCAACAAAACAUAUCUUGUACACGGGAAAAUUUGGCGACAUCGUAGACAAAACAGACUUGGUGGUGACGUUAGGUGGCGAUGGUACGAUUCUACGUGCUGUGAGUACUUUCCUGAAUGUGACCGUUCCUCCCGUUCUAAGUUUUGCUUUGGGAACGUUGGGGUUCCUUUUGCCGUUUGACUUCAAGAAGGCCAGCGACACGUUCCGUAUGGUCUAUGAGUCGCGAGCCAAGGCACUUCAUAGAAACAGACUCGAGUGUCAUGUAUUGGACCAUUAUAAACACCAGGGACAGGUUGCCACCAUGGUGCAUGCUAUGAAUGAUAUCUCGUUGCAUAGAGGAAGUCAGCCCAACUUGACGUCGUUGGAUAUCUACAUCGACAACGAGUUCUUGACUACUACCACGGCAGACGGUAUUGUCUUUCUGACUCCUACAGGUUCUACAGCGUACUCGCUUAGUGCUGGUGGCUCUAUCACUCAUCCGUUGGUUCCGUGCAUAUUGCUUACGCCCAUCUGUCCUAGAUCGUUGUCGUUCAGGCCAUUGAUCUUGCCUCUGACAUGCCAUAUCAUGAUCCGAUUGUCAGAACUCAACCGGAACUCGUCUAUUGAGUUGACCAUCGAUGGAAUCCCACAGAGAGACUUACUUCCCGGAGACUCUAUACAUGUAGUCAGCGAAAAAGGUACCAUAUAUGUGCCUGGCCAACACGAGCCACCUACCACUCUCAGCAGACAUACCAACACCGCGAACACCAAUAGUAAGGGCAUCUGGUGCAUAGCCCGCAGCGAGCACGAUUGGACGAAGGACAUCAACGAGUUGUUGGGAUUCAACUCGUCGUUCCAGGGCAAGAAGCAGUACCAUAUGUAG
Molecule: messenger RNA, 1149 nt
Organism: Scheffersomyces stipitis CBS 6054
Lineage: Eukaryota; Fungi; Ascomycota; Pichiomycetes; Serinales; Debaryomycetaceae
Gene: POS5
Product: NADH kinase
Exons: 3
Coding region: 1-1149 (382 amino acids)
Biological process (GO): NAD+ metabolic process; NADP+ biosynthetic process
Molecular function (GO): NAD+ kinase activity
Source: RefSeq, a predicted model, not a curated record